Molecule: messenger RNA, 420 nt
Organism: Parnassius apollo (apollo)
Lineage: Eukaryota; Metazoa; Arthropoda; Insecta; Lepidoptera; Papilionidae
Source: the annotation of a GenBank genome assembly
AUGGUAUAUGAAUAUGACUUGGAGAAAAUCGAAUGUGAAAUACAGGACACAGAGGAACAAAUGAAGGAAUUGGAAACAAAAGGACACGAGGAAGAAAACUUAAGGAUAGAAAGUGAUGAAAGGAACGGACAGAAUGUGGAAAAACAGAUGGUAAAUGAAUAUGAAAUGGAGAGAGGCAAUGGGGAAGACCAGGAAACAGUGAAACAAAUAAAAAAACUGGAAACAAAAGAACACAGCAUAGAGAAGCAGGAAAGAAAACAACAGAUAGAAAACCUAAUAAUAGAAAACGAUGGAAAAAAAGGACUGAAGAUAAAACGACCUAGACUAGAAGAGACUAUGUCAGAAGAAGAAACUAAAAAUGAACAAAAUGAGAAGGCAAAUAAAGCCGAAAGUUUAUGGAAGGACAAUACAUCUUGGUAA